UGCAACGUUAGUUGCCACACCCUCUGACGCUGGAAGUGACGUCACUUUAAGUCGGAACCAGACAACCUAGCCAGCCAGCAACUUCUGCGGUCUUCCCUGAGGAAAGGGCCAGUUGGAUAUCGUAAUAUUUUUCAUGAUACUGGAUGAGACAGGAUCUGAGGAGAUCCCUGAAGUGUAACGGUUGGUGGCGAUAACACUCCGGAUGGCAGCGACCCGGCAUUAACAGAAGAAGAAGCAACAGGAGGCUCAGCUGGGGCGACAUGGCGGACGGCAGCAGGUUCCCUGCUAUCAAAUAAACACCAAAGGCGAAACCGAAGACGAGAGGCGACUGCUGGGGGGGACUUUAACUUAUUUUAAUGUUGCAUGUAUAGCCGGGGACUAUAAGCCCUCCACUGAAGCCGCAUGGCGUCCACUCAAGCCCGGAUAGGCCAGCAGGCCUUAGCGGUGCUGGAUGUGGCUCUGCGAGUUCCCUGUAUCUUUAUUAUCGACGCCAUUUUUAACUCUUACUACGACCCUGGUUCGGGAUGGGCCGGUACGAUGGGGAAGGUGUUGGUCAGAGUCAUGGGUGUCCUUAUCUCCAGUGUGGUGCUGCUACUUUCCCAGAAAGCCUUGUUCAAGUUCUACACCCUCUUCUUUGCUGUUCUCCUCGGCAUGGCGGCGGUCCUCUUCAAUUACUACACCACCUCCCACAUAGACUUCUACAGCGCCUACUACAAAGCGGCAUUGGGGUUCAGGUUGGUUCCUAGAAAUGGGCCGACGCUGUGGCUAGGCAUGGCUGCAGUCCAGCUCGUUUUUGCCGUGGGCUACGUGUUCCUGCUCAACCUCCAGUCGGUGUUCGCCGCGCUGGUGGUCCUGGACAUCAUGAUCCCUCUGUGGGGGCUGAUGAUUGAGCUGCCUGCAGACGUCAGGAAGCUGGUGGCUGUGUUCUCAGGCCUGGCGCUGGCUCUAAACACGGCUGUGUGCCUGGCCAUGAGGCUCAAAUGGUUUUACUACUCAUGCCGGUACGUCUACCUGCUCGUACGGCACAUGUACAGGAUCUAUGGGCUUCAGCUGCUGCUAGAGGACACGUGGAAGAGGAUCAGAUUCCCUGACGUGCUGAGGGUGUUCUGGCUGACCCGGGUUACUGCCCAGGCGCUGAUCCUGGUCUACGUGGUGCGGGCGGUGAGGAGGGAGAGCGGUGAUGCUACAGGUGGAGCCACAGAUGGGAGAUCUGACUCACAGGGUUACCUGCUGAGCUGGGACGUGUUCUGGGAUCUGACGAGUAACCUGAUCAUCUCUGGCUGUGAUUCCACACUCACUGUUCUGGGGAUGAGUGCCGUUAUCUCCUCUGUCGCACACUACCUCGGCCUCAGCAUCCUGGCCUUCAUAGGUUCGACGGAGGAGGAGGACAAGCGUUUAGGCUUCGUGGCUCCUGUUCUGUUCUUCAUCCUGGCUCUGCAGACCGGCCUCAGCAGCCUGGACCCUGAGGAACGCCUGGUCCGUCUGAGCCGGAACAUGUGCCUUCUGCUGACGGCCAUCCUGCACUUUAUCCACGGCAUGACUGACCCUGUCCUGAUGUCCCUAAGCGCCUCCCACGUCUCCUCUUUUCGCCGCCAUUUCCCCGUCCUGCUGGUGUCCCUGGCGCUCUUCGUGCUCCCCGUGGUGCUCAGCUACACCCUCUGGCACCACUACGCCCUCAACACCUGGCUCUUUGCUGUUACCGCCUUCUGCGUGGAGCUCUGCCUCAAGGUGGUGGUGUCACUGACAGUCUACGGCCUCUUCAUGGCGGAUGGCUUCUCCAACGUCCUAUGGGAGAAGCUGGACGACUAUGUCUACUACGUGCGCUCCACAGGCAACAUCAUCGAGUUCCUGUUCGGCGUCAUCAUGUUCGGAAACGGUGCCUACACAAUGAUGUUCGAGUCGGGCAGCAAGAUCCGGGCCUGCAUGAUGUGCCUGCACGCUUACUUCAACAUCUACCUGCAGGCCAAGAAUGGCUGGAAGACGUUUAUCAACCGCCGCACAGCUGUCAAGAAGAUCAACUCCCUGCCAGAGGUGCGCGGGGACCAGCUGAGGGACAUCGAGGACGUGUGCGCCAUCUGUUACCAGGAGUUCACCACCUCAGCCCGCAUCACGCCCUGCCACCACCACUUCCACGCGCUGUGCCUGAGGAAGUGGCUCUACAUCCAGGACACGUGCCCCAUGUGCCAUCAGAGAGUUUACAUUGAGGAGGAGAGCCGAGACAGAGCCGCCUUUUCAAACAACAAUGGGGGCUACGCAGUGCCGCAGGACGUCGCUGCUGCAGCCCCACCAGCACCGGGGGAAAACCAGCAUGGACAGCCAGCCGCCGAGCUGCCGGCUGAUGGAGCGGCAGCCGAUGUCCAGGCUGCAGGAGGACCGGGGGAGCUCGACAACGAGCUGCUGGAGGACAACGACAGCAUAGAGUAUGACGAAGAUGAGUGGGGGACUCAAAAUGGCAGCACGCCAAUAGAAGAAGACUAUAUCAAUGAUGACACAGACUCCACCGAGGACUGACAAGAAAAGAUCUAUAGAAAAAAAAAUACAUAUAUCUUUAUUAUAUUUAAGUUAAAAAUAAUUAUAAAACACAACUUCAGCAUCUUAAUUUGCUUAAUUUGUUCUUGAAAAAUGUCAGGGAUGUCAUUCUGUUUUAUCUUGUUAGUUUCUUUUUGUUUGAUUUUGAGUUUGGGUUUUACUCUAUAAGGGCUUGUGGAAAAGAGUAACUGCUGCUCUCAUUGUGUGUGUGUGUGUGUGUGUGUGUGUGUGUCAGGACUGCAUGAUGUAGACCAAAAACUGUUAAUUAUUUUUAUCUCAAAAUUGGUGGAGAUCCUGAUCUCCUGAAAUCUUGCUAUGUGGGCACAGCUGACUCUACACAUUUCUCAAUGCCUCAAAGCUGACACACAUCAAUAAGUUAAACUAAAUUAUCCAAUUUUCUGCAUAAAUCUUGGAGAUUCUGCACAGCACAAGUCUGCCUUGUUGAGCAAGCUGUGGAAAUAUUUUUUCCCCAGAGAAAAGAAAAGAAAAAAGAAAGGCCACACUUCAGUCACAUCACAACUUUGUUUAGAUUUUGUCACUUAUGCAGCCCGUGUGUGUGUGUGUGUGUGUGUGUGUGUGUGUGAUAUGUGUGAUCGUGUGUGCGCCUGCCGACAUGUAAUGUGCUUAGACGAUGUCUUUAAAGAUGCAGUUCAUGUUCUCUAGCGGUGUAUUAUAGGGGAAAUGCUGGAGUGUGGUGUUUAUUAACGACAAAACUGUGGAGCGACUAAACAAAUUCAAGCUUUAAUCAGUCUGCAAGUCAGAAUUUAGGAGUUUGUAGAAAGACAAGUUUUGAGUGCAAAAACACAUUUUUGUAUACUUCUGUUUGAAGCCCGCUGUCACGAUUUUCUCCAGCUGUUCUUAUUUUUUAGCAAAAAAUAUUGGUUAACAGUCUUCAUCAGGAUUUCUUCUUGUCAUGUGUCCAAUCGAAUCACGAUUCUGGCCCCACUCGCUCUUGAAAUGUUUGUUUUACUAAACCAGCCUUGAGUGCUCUCAAAUCCUGACUUGCUGAUUGAUCACUAAAGGUUGUGGCACACUUGUUCAACAUUUUUGUCCUUAACUAACUUUAACAGAAUAUUUGUGAACUUGUCCAGAGAGAGAGUGAAGCAGUUUUCUAUCAACUCUGCGCCAACCAGAGAAAAACAGCAAGGUGUGUCUGAUUU
Molecule: messenger RNA, 3689 nt
Organism: Siniperca chuatsi (mandarin fish)
Lineage: Eukaryota; Metazoa; Chordata; Actinopteri; Centrarchiformes; Sinipercidae
Gene: rnf139
Product: ring finger protein 139
Exons: 6
Coding region: 403-2511 (702 amino acids)
Biological process (GO): ERAD pathway
Cellular component (GO): endoplasmic reticulum; endomembrane system
Molecular function (GO): ubiquitin protein ligase activity
Source: RefSeq, a predicted model, not a curated record